Ananas comosus (pineapple) is the source of this 1491-nucleotide messenger RNA. RefSeq names its product serine/threonine-protein phosphatase 7 long form homolog. The coding region runs from base 1 to 882 and encodes 293 amino acids. The record is from RefSeq and is a predicted model, not a curated record. NCBI's taxonomy places the organism in Eukaryota, Viridiplantae, Streptophyta, Magnoliopsida, Poales, Bromeliaceae. The transcript is spliced from 4 exons.
AUGGCGCAAAUUGAACCAGUUGUGGAAUAUGGAUUCAUCCAGCGGUGCUUAGAUUUGCUUCACAGUCAGGAUUCUACGGCAUUUCUCGACUUAUCUCUGAACGUCUGCCCAGCUCGAUCUCUCUAUCUGGGACUCUGGUCGAGAGAUGUGCGACGGGAGAGACCACAGACCUUUCCCACUUCUUGCACGGAGAGUAUGCCGAUUACACUUCAGGACUGUGGCCGGGUUAAUUUCAGGUCUUCGUGUCGAUGGAGCGCCUGCACGGGCGCUACACAGCAUCCGCGGAUAGAGAUUUGUCAGGAGCUGUUGAGUUGGACGAAUGCCGGCGGUUUACGUUUUGGGGCCAACGUUAGGACGACCGAUAUAGAGUUCUAUAGAGAUGAGCUAGAUCAGCAGCGAGAGACACAGAUUACAUGGCGGCCGUACACAGAUGCUGUAUUAGAGGUGCUACCAGCAUUCUGUGUACAGGGCAGUGAGGUAUGGCGAUCGCGGACCACGCUGAUUUGUUUUCAUAUCGUCGAGCUUCACGUGCCCGAUCGAGUCCUUCGGCAGUUUGGUCUCCUGCAGCAUAUACCUAUUCAUGUGGAGACCAUCCGUCGCUUCACAUCUCAGGGGCGGCCAGAUGAGCAUUGGGGCCACUUUCAUGCUGCACACAUCGAGAGAUGGGAACAGCGAUUACAGGCUAUUAUUGACCAGGAUCCGAUUGUCAGUGAUGACCCGGUACAGGCGACCUCUAUAUAUAUGGAGUGGUAUUGGCAGAUUACGAGAAGAUGGAUUUCUCGUCCAGUACAGCGUCUACCAUUGACAUACACCCUCGCGGCCAGACCGAGAGAGCACUGGUGGACGCAUUACAACAAGCUCAAAUGGGCAUCAGCGGGCUAGUUCAUGAUCGACCUUCUUACGAUGCGAUGAUAGAGACAUUAACGAGCAUGGAUGUCCAGAUUGAGUCAGUACUGGAGUACAUUCCUUCCAUACCUGUCGCCGCUGAUGUUGGAGGUCGAGAUUUUGGUCAACCCUCGACAUCGGGUCAUCACAGGAGACACUCACCGACAUCGACUGGAUCAUACUCGAGAUCGAGCCUACGAGUAUCACCAUCUCCAUCUCCUAGUGAUGUUGCAGAUUUGCCCGCCGCCCCUAGAUUUACUUUAUUGCCGCUGGACUUGGACUCACUUCCGCCGCCAGUCUCUCGAGAGCACUUUAGAUCAGUCUACUCUCGACGUCAUGUCGCGUCAUCAUCACAGGCCCGCCUAGCAUCUACACCGGCCAUUAUCGAGGGUGAUCGACCUGAGCCAGAGGAUACUCAGGCGAUUCCGGAGCAUAUCGAGGGCAUUAUCAUUGCGGAUCUCGAUGAGAUGGCCGGUAUCGAGGCUCUUGAUGAUGUACCUAUUGCUGAGCUCGAUGUAUAGGGUGGCCGUAGACGUGGACGUGGACGUGGCCGUGGCCGUGGCCGAGGAUGUGGCCGAGGACGUCGAGGGAGAGGAAGAUCGAGAG